This is a messenger RNA of Alosa alosa (allis shad), 2515 nucleotides long. It is a transcript of the gene dtd1, whose product is annotated as D-aminoacyl-tRNA deacylase 1. The record is from RefSeq and is a predicted model, not a curated record. Gene Ontology annotation, molecular function: D-tyrosyl-tRNA(Tyr) deacylase activity. Gene Ontology annotation, cellular component: cytoplasm. NCBI's taxonomy places the organism in Eukaryota, Metazoa, Chordata, Actinopteri, Clupeiformes, Clupeidae. Gene Ontology annotation, biological process: tRNA metabolic process.
ACUGGGAUACUUAUCCCAGUCAAGAUUCAGCUCCAUUGAAUCAUUCAUCACAAACAUGAGCAAUUCAUUUUAGAAAAUCACUUGGUCUGUAAAUAUUCAACAGAGCAUAUAUACAGUGUUUAUUUUCCAUUGGUGUAUGUUUUGUUGUUGUUGUUGUUGUUGUACUGUAUCACUGCAACUGGAUAUUGUUCAGUGAUGCCUUGCAAUAAUGCUGACAGGGUUUGAGUUGAAUGAAAACCAUAACAUUGAAUUGCAUGCCAUAUAUCUGUCAGAAACCUGAUUAAAGCAGAAUCCAUAAUCGGUAUUUUAUUCUAGUUGGUUACUUUUUUGUUUCGUGUGUGUGUCUGGUUGGAAUGUAAUAUUUUUUCUGAUGCAGAUUUGACACUGAGCGUAUAAUGCACAGACUAUUCAAACACAAUCUAUUUUUUUACAGGGUGUUCAGUACUUAAGCAUAUACAACCCAGCUGGAAAUAUGACUUAUAAUUAAUAAUAUAGCUUUGAAAGCCAUUUUCAAAUAAGAUCUGAAAUGGUAUUCUACAAUAAUUAAAGUAGGCUUUUCAACUGCGAAGAUGUGUGUCUCUACAUUCACCACGUGGUGGCGACAACUGAUAAUGGUCGUAGAAGUACUACUGCCGUACAAGGCUCUCCUCUAAACCGGAAGUUUGAAGUUAUUUUGCGUGUACGCUCCACAGCCAGCAACAGAGGCUAAUAAACACGUCAAAACGAUGAAGGCAAUUAUUCAAAGAGUCACCCAGGCCAGCGUGACUGUUGGGGAGCAGCAGAUAAGUUCAAUAGGUCGAGGACUGUGCGUGCUCCUGGGGAUUUCCACCGAGGACACGCAGAAGGAUGUUGACUACAUGGUGCGUAAGAUCCUGAGCUUGCGCGUGUUCGAGGACGAGGCCGGGCGGCCGUGGGCCAAGAGCGUGGUGGACCGGGAGCUGGAGGUGCUGUGCGUGAGCCAGUUCACGCUGCAGUGCGUGCUCAAGGGCAACAAGCCCGACUUCCACCGGGCCAUGCCGGCCGAGCUCGCCCAGCCCUUCUACAGCGCCAUGCUGGAGCGAAUGAGGGAGGCCUACACGCCCGAGCGCAUCAAAGAUGGUCAGUUUGGGGCGUACAUGCAGGUCCACAUCCAGAAUGACGGCCCUGUCACCAUAGAGCUGGACUCUCCCUCUGCCCCCUCUGACCCCAAACAGUUGGCCAAGCAGGAGAAGCAGCAGCAGCGGAAGGAGAAGACGCUGAACCAAAGGCCCGAGUCGGUUAGGGAGAAGCGGCCUGGGUCGCUUAGGAUGCUUGAAGCCAGCAGCGGCGCCGAGGGCGACGUGUCGUCCGAGAGGGACCCCUAGGAGAACCCAGAACUGACCCGCAGCGAGGCCACACCAUCCUUUUCCUCCUCCUCUUCCUCUCUCCACACACACACACACGCACACACACACACACACACACACGCGUACACACACACACACACACACACCUCCUCAUACCAGCUUAUCCCCCCUCCCCCACAGAACUGUCAAUCAUCCUCCACGUUGCCCACUGCUUUCACCCGAGACUCAAACGUCAGACCCGUUCUGUGAACUCGGCUCACAGAGGAGGGCGUGGCUGUCAGACCCCCCCCCCCCCCCAUGGCGGGGAUUGGAAGGCGCUCCUGUCCAUUCCGCCCGUCACCGCUAGCCAUGCCAGCAGCGUGUGGCAGCACGCCGGCCCAGGGUCCUCCGGCUAAGCCUCUUACGGCCGCCGCCAGGCCCAACACGCCGUAAGCCCUGGAGACGAGACGGCCGCCACAAGACCUCCGCCUUGACCACAGUUGUUCAUAUCGAAGAGGGAGGGAGGGAGGGGGGGGGAUUAGCGCUGUUGAGAGAGAGAGAGAGUGCUGGCAAAAACAAUGCAGUGAUGAUGACAUCGGGAUAUGUUCAAACAUCUGCCUGUUGCCCUCGGGUGAACCGUUGCCUAGUGUGCUGGAGGGCAUAGGGGUGCUUGGCAGGAAGGGUUUGGGUUGUUUUGUUCAUCAUCACUGUGUGUGUGUGUAUGGCUCUGGCUCUAAUCUCUGUGAUUGAGAUUGAGUGUCUGUGUAAAUAUGCUGAGAGACAUGCGGGUUCAGAGGUGCUUACAUAAGGCCACUAUAUCAGACGUGUGUGUGUGUGUGUGUGUACACUGUACAACAACUCUUAAAUACCUGCCUUUGAUUUCUGCCAUUGAGAAUCUAGGAGACAAAUGCCAGCUCAUUGUGUUAGUGUUUGGUAGCCUGGGUCAUGUACAUAGGUUGGUGGCCCGUGGGCUUUGCAUUGGGGGACUAUAUAAAACUAAGGCCAAGCAGCUAGUGAAGUACUGUUCCAUAUCAGCAGUUAUAGGAAGCAUGCUUAUUUGGAAGAGACGAUGUUUCCUAUACCCUCGAACCUGUAAAAAACUCAUGAUGAUAGAUUGCUGAACUGCUUUAAUCUACUGGAUUAUUCAGAAGAUUUGAUUCCUAAUGUAACUUGACUUGUAGAGUGGAAUCAAAUAAAGUAUAUAAAAUGUG